This is a messenger RNA of Notodromas monacha, 579 nucleotides long. Lineage: Eukaryota; Metazoa; Arthropoda; Ostracoda; Podocopida; Cyprididae. The record is from the annotation of a GenBank genome assembly.
AUGGGAAAACAGGUGCCACCGAGUGCAGUUGGUCGCACUAAAGAGGAGUGCGCUAUUUUGUGCAUAAAUGAAGUGAUUCGCGCCUUAGCUGCUGCCGUUCAUGCCGGAAAAGAUGUGGAUUUGAACAAGUUGAAGACAACGAUUGCCGGAAAAUAUGGACUGGCCAAGUCCCCGCGUCUUGUGGACAUAAUCGCUGCUGUUCCGCCUGAUCUGAAAGAAACUCUGGUGCCCAGAUUAAAGGCGAAACCAGUGCGAACAGCCAGUGGAAUCGCAGUUGUCGCUGUCAUGUGUAAACCGCAUCGUUGUCCACACAUCAACAUGACUGGCAACAUUUGCGUCUAUUGUCCCGGAGGACCAGACUCGGACUUUGAAUACUCCACGCAAUCCUACACCGGAGUGCAAAGGGACAUACCGAUGCCUCUGGUGACGUCGGGUGUUGAGCACGGGAACCUUAGAGAAUUGGCCCUGGCCAGAAUGAAGGACCUCGGACUCAAGUGUCGGGACGUGAGGACACGCGAGGUCGGGAUUCAAGCCAUUCACGAAAAGUCGCUGAUGAAAAUCUUGUUGGAGGUUUCGUGA